Messenger RNA from Carlito syrichta (Philippine tarsier), 4330 nucleotides. It is a transcript of the gene SLC30A6, whose product is annotated as solute carrier family 30 member 6. Gene Ontology annotation, cellular component: membrane. The record is from RefSeq and is a predicted model, not a curated record. The transcript has 14 exons. Gene Ontology annotation, biological process: transmembrane transport; monoatomic cation transport. Gene Ontology annotation, molecular function: monoatomic cation transmembrane transporter activity. The coding region runs from base 52 to 1437 and encodes 461 amino acids. Lineage: Eukaryota; Metazoa; Chordata; Mammalia; Primates; Tarsiidae.
AAAAAAAAGCCCGCAGAGCGUCUUCCGGCGGGAGCUGUGCGGCUCCUUACCAUGGGGACAAUCCAUCUCUUUCGAAAGCCACAAAGAUCCUUUUUUGGCAAGUUAUUACAGGAAUUUAGACUUGUAGCAGCUGACCGGAGGUCCUGGAAGAUAUUGCUCUUUGGUGCAAUAAACCUGAUAUGUACUGGCUUCCUGCUCAUGUGGUGCAGUUCUACUAAUAGUAUAGCUUUAACUGCUUAUACUUACCUGACCAUUUUUGAUCUUUUUAGUUUAAUGACAUGUUUAAUAAGUUACUGGGUAACUAUGAGGAAACCCAGUCCUGUCUAUUCAUUUGGGUUUGAAAGAUUAGAAGUCCUGGCUGUAUUUGCCUCCACAGUCUUGGCACAGUUGGGAGCUCUCUUUAUAUUAAAAGAAAGUGCAGAACGCUUUUUGGAGCAGCCUGAGAUACACACGGGAAGAUUAUUAGUUGGUACUUUUGUGGCUCUCUCUUUCAACCUAUUCACGAUGCUUUCUAUUCGGAAUAAACCAUUUGCUUACGUCUCUGAAGCUGCUAGUACGAGCUGGCUUCAAGAGCAUGUUGCAGAUCUUAGUCGAAGCUUAUGUGGAAUUAUCCCAGGACUCAGCAGUAUCUUCCUUCCCCGAAUGAAUCCAUUUGUUUUGAUUGAUCUUGCCGGAGCAUUUGCUCUCUGUAUUACAUAUAUGCUAAUUGAAAUCAAUAAUUAUUUUGCUGUAGACACUGCCUCUGCGAUAGCCAUUGCCCUGAUGACGUUUGGCACAAUGUACCCCAUGAGUGUGUACAGUGGCAAGGUGCUACUCCAGACAACACCACCCCAUGUCAUUGGUCAGUUGGACAAACUUAUUAGAGAGGUGUCUACCUUGGAUGGAGUUUUAGAAGUUCGAAAUGAACAUUUUUGGACCCUAGGGUUUGGCUCAUUGGCUGGGUCAGUGCACGUAAGAAUUCGACGAGAUGCAGAUGAACAAAUGGUUCUUGCUCAUGUGACCAACAGACUAUAUACUCUGGUGUCUACUCUGACUGUUCAGAUUUUCAAGGAUGACUGGAUCAGACCUGCCUUGAUGUCUGGGCCUGUUGCCGCCAAUGUCCUCAACUUUCCAGAUCAUCACAUCAUCCCAAUGCCUCUCAUGAAGGGGACUGAUGAUUUGAACCCUGUGACAUCAACUCCAGCUAAGCCUGGUAGUCCACCUCCAGAAUUUGCAUUUAACGCACCUGGAAAAAAUGUGAGCCCAGUUAUUCUUCUAAACACACAGACAAGGCCUUAUGGUUUGGGUCUUAAUCACGGACAGACACCUUAUAGCAGCAUGUUUAAUCAAGGACUUGGAUUUCCAGGAACUGGAGCAUCCCAGGGUUUCAGAACUGGUUUUACAAGUAUACCGAGUAGAUAUGGAACUAACAGUAGAAUUGGACAGCCAGGACCGUGAUGUACUCUAACUUAUUUUAUGAGGAAUAUUUCCUUGGCUUCCAGUUUAUUUAGAAAUCCAACUUUGCAUUGAUUGUUCAAUCAAUCACUCUAAAUUUUAGCAAAUAAUAAGCUUGUUCACAUUUCAUGAAACCUAUGAAACUAUAUUUUUGUAAAAUGUAUUUGUGGCAGUGAAAUCCUUAUAAAUGUUGUAGGCUUUAAAUAGGCUUCCUUUAGAAAACAUGUUUCUCUCUAUUUGAAUUUGUUGCUAUCUUUGGUUUAUGAUUGACCAUAGUGUGAUGUGAUCUUCCCUUUAUAAGAAAGCUACUUGAUGGAGUGGGUCUGUCACAUUACUAAGAAGACACAGUUUUCUUCAGUGAAACUUAUAAACAUGAUUCUUGGAUAAUAAUACAUUUUAGGAAAGGAAAAAAAUGUCCAUUCGAAAAGUAAAAGUUGUUCUUCUAGCUUUUCCAGGCUUAAUUGCUGCAUUUUUCUUUGAGGCUUUCCUGAAUUAUAGCUUGCAAAUCAAGAGCAAAAAUUUUUUUAUCAGAAAUUUUGGAACACCUUCUACUAUCUAGUACAAUUUACAUAUUUUAAUUAUCAGGAUUUUUGUUAAAGUUUUUCUCAUCUAAAAAUUUCAGUACAUUUGUAAAUAGUCCAUGGUUCUAGGUGUUUUAUUUUGAUUAAAUGAACACCCAGCCUCUGAUGAGAUGCAGCAAAAGAAUCCCAAUCUUUUGUGUUAUAUUCAGUCAAUACUGACAUGAUAAUGGGAUUUAUCUUUCCUGUCACAUUUUUAUUAACUUUUUAAUAUCUCAUUUGAUUAACAAAAUAUAUGCUACCAAAACAUAUGGAAUUCCAUACAUAAUAUGGAAUUUGCUGUUUUUUCAAAGUUGCACAAAGUGUUUGCAUAUAUAAUAAUUUUUCCAAAACACCAUGGACCUUAGAUUAAUACAAUGUUGUUAAGUCUGCAGAAGGCAGUCUCUAACUUUUUUGUUUUGCUUUGUCAGAAAUAGUGAAUUGUUCACUGUGAUGACGAGUGAGAAUCAUGUUGAUUAUUUUAUUUUUUGGCUGUUUUCCAAAUGCAGAUUGUAAGGACUUUCUUGCAUGGCCAGUAUUACUUCCAAAAGUGUAAUAAGCAUCAGUCACACAUGACCCAUGAGUGAUUCCUUUGUUAUUUGCUUAUGAGCUGUAUAAUUAGAGUUUUAUUAAGGGAUUGUGAGCAUGGAUUCGCCUUUCCUGGAAUCCAGUGCUCUCAAAGAUUUGUGACUUUCCCAGCCGCUAGCCAGCUCUCUAGAGAAGAUCUUUGUUUCCAUACAAUUUGCAGCCAUUUCUUCAGGCAACUUAUCCUCUUUUAAAUAGAAGCAGCAUUUCCAAAUUCUCUUCACAGUGGAAUAAAAAGCAUCCAGGAAGCCAUCUCUGGCCAGCAGAAUUAUGGUGAUCUGUGGUAAUACGUGACUUAGUCCUAAAUGCUUCUUUCUUGGCCAUUGACUUUGACUUCUGCAACCCUGGUCAGACAUCUGUGCUGCUGAAGAAACGCAGCCCACACUACCUAACUACUGUGGAAAAUGAAACCUCGAAAAACGUAAUCAGGCAACCUGUUCCUAGUUCCUUUUCCUGUGUUCCCCAACUAUGGCGGUGUCUCCUUUUGGUCUACGAUUAUAGCGUGGUGGUUAGGAGGACUGUGCACCCCCCUGCAUGUCUUCUUCAUCCCCAUGGGUCUGUGAAGUGUCAGGUACCAAAUGCUGUUCUGUGGGAGGCUUGUGCCUGCUUCCUCAGCACCCAUUCAGAGACAACCCCAUGCAGCUGUCCCACCAAAGGGGCUUUCACAUCCCCCACGCUGUCUGAAUAGACACUUAGAGUUGCUGGUGGUGGUAAAGAAUUGGCCCUGCUUGCUGAAUAUCAGUAAGUGACAUUGGCCCCUGCAUUAUCACUGAGAAAUCUUAUUUGCUGAACUCUGAGCGCCUUCAGAAUAUGAAAAUAAGGGACUUGCCCAGCGUAGGCUGGGGGCAGCAGCCUUACUGUAUAUCUUGCCACAGAAUCACUUGAAGCUAGAAGCAGAAGGAAGUUUGGUUUAAACACCUGGCUAUCAUUUGUGACUGAGAGGAAGCUCCAUGGAGUGUGAUUAACCCUGCUUUAAGAGGUCACUGGACCAGGAAUUCCACAAGAGAUUUGGAUUCCAGUUCUGUAAUGGAAAAAACACUGGACCAGAAGGCAAGAGAUCUGGAUUCCAAUUCUGGGGCUGCCACUGUGGUCAUCAUGCUGUAACCCAGGGGAAAUCAUUUAACUUCUCUGAGUUUUCUAUUCAAAAAGUUAGGACGGGGAAGGAAUUCAUAUCUGUAAAAUAUCAGUUCUAACAUUUUGUGACUACAUCUGUAGAAUGUGUUCCCAUUUGCAAAACAAAUACUGUGGCCAGAAUGUUUUUCCAGUGACUACCUCGACAUCCAGGCCAAGUGCUGUCUGCACCAACACCCGAGCCGUUAACUUGAGGUGCCAUAAGGAUAGACAGGGACCACGGCUAACACCAUGUAGGACUUUGUUUUUUCCAAACUUGCCUCUAUUUAAAUCCGUUUGGAUUAGAGAUUUUUUUCCUCCAACUUCUUUCUCUGUAGGUAAGGGUUAUUUUGGCACGUGUUGGAAAAAAGAUUAGGGCAGAUACCCUUAGCUUCUGCAGGGUACACAAGAAUGGGGUACGUUUUUCCUUCCCUCUUUAAUCUCCAAAGCUGUGGAUAGAAUUACAAUGCUCAGCUAUUGGAGAGGACAUGAACUUCAAGCCGCUGAUUUAGCUGUUUGUAAUCUGCCAGUUUUUGCUUGACUAAAGGAUGCCGAUCCUUUUUGGGAGUCCAAUCUGCUUCUAAUACGAGAAAGUGCUUUUUAUAUUCCAGAUUUUUUGAAUUAAACUGUUGAAUUAAAGUGUA